AAAAGAUUGUAGACGCUCUGUGAAAUGUGGUUUUACAUUGAACAAGUACAAACUGUAAACCUGUGAAAUGUGGUUUUAUGUUGCCGACGGCUCGAGACACAUGGUGAUGGCAGGGGACAGGAUGGCUGACUCACUACAGGUGCCAGAUUUUAAAAGAUCUAACCCAGCAGCACAGUUGCCAUCUCUCCCCCUGCUGAUUGGAGAGUUCCCCCUCCUGGUUUCUAAGACAUCAGAUGGCAACGCCAUGGUCACCAACUUCCGCUUCUGUGUGUGUGAAAGGCGCUCGUUCAUCAACGUCCCCGUCAUGAUGGUGUCAGAGGUGUUUGUCAUUGAGGCUGCUAAACGCCUGAGGAUAGGCUGUAAGGAUGGCUCCACCUACAGCUGUGUAUUUGCCAGCUCUGAAGACUGCAGUGAAUGCACCUCACUGCUGCGAGAGAGGUCAGGUCUCCCCUCCAGUACCAAGACCCUGUUUGCCUACAGGUUCUACAGCCAGGCCUGCCUCAGGGAGGGAUCAAAGGUCAAGCUGACCCCUGAGGAAGAGGAGCAGGUAGCACUGUGUCGACCUACAGGUGAGGUGUUCACAUAUUCCUUUGACAAAGAAGUUGAACGUUUGGGGUUUGAUACAUAUAGAAAAAAAAUCUGGAGAAUCAGCCAUGCCAAUGACAAUUUUGAGUUCUGUCCCACGUACCCCAAGACCCACAUCCUGCCUGCAACAUACGAGGAUGACAAACUCAAGUUCAGCCUUGACUUUAGAGCUAUGAGAAGAUUCCCAUCUGUGGUGUGGAGGGACAAGACAACUGGGGUUGUGCUCAUCCGCAGCAGUCAGCCACUGUCCAGUUUCCUAGGUCUCAGCUACUUCCACAAUCCAUCAGAUGUCUCACUCAUAGAGGAGAUUGUCAGUGCUUGCAACAAGGAGAGGGAUGCCAUUGCUGCAGAACGACAUGCCCAGGUCAGACAUGCCACCAAGGCAGUGCAGGAGAGGGGAGACAACUGUAACUCUAACUCUGCUGAAGAAGAUGGCGCUCAAGGCUCUCUGGUCUCAUUGGAUUCCGGAAUAUCUAGCAGCCACGGCGCCAGCAAUGGUUCUCAUGACUUUGAUGACACAAGGACGCCAAGAAAACUUGCCAUUGUAGACUGUCGCAGUCUGGCUGGUGUGUGGGGAAACAGCUUUAAAGGGGGUGGUACAGAGGAUGAAGUUGUGUACAAGUGUAACAUCAUCCACCUGGACUUGGCCAACAUCCACACUGUACGUGAUAGCUUCAACAAGCUACGAGCCUUGUGUCACAGUUACGUCGAGGGCACCUACUACAAGAACUUGUCAGGCUGUAUGUGGCUGACGUACAUCUCUGCCCUGCUGCGUGGCGCCAACAUAGUGGUUGACCUGAUGCAUGUCAAGACCAGGCCAGUGCUGGUCCACUGCUCCGAUGGUUGGGACAGGACCUCACAGAUUGUCUCACUGUCUGAGAUCAUGAUGGACCCCUACUACAGGACCAUCAAGGGUUUUCAAGUGGUGGUUGAGAGGGAGUGGCUCCACUUUGGCCACAAGUUUGGUGAGAGGGGGGGUCAUGACCCCCAGUGUUCAGACACCAACCAGGUCAGCCCUAUCUUCCUCCAGUUUUUGGACUGUGUCUAUCAGCUGACCUUACAGUACCCUACAGAGUUCCAGUUUAAUGAGGCCUACCUGGUGAAGCUGCUCAAGCACUCGCAGGCCUGCCUCUUUGGUGACUUCCUCCACAACUGCCAGAAGGAGAGGGAGAAGUGUGGUCCAACAGCCUCAGUCUGGUCCCUGCUGAGACCUGAGAAUGUUCAGUUCUUGAACCUCCUGUACAAGCCCUCCUCCACCAAGGUAUUGACGGCCAGGUACAGUGAACAUGAUAUCCAGCUGUGGAAAAAUGUCUACAUGGCAGACCUGUCACCUGGCAGGCAGGUAGAUUUUUACCUGGACUCCUCCAUGCCAGGGGAGGAGAGUGUGCAGGGGGACGGAGUACCUAGGUCCAAAUCCAUGGAUGACCUGUCUAAAGGGUUCACUGACAGCGGCCGGCGCAACAGUGAUCCAACUGUGAUCCAGAGCCUAGACUCGGCCACGCCCAACCCCGCCCUAGUCGGUGUCCAUGACACGUCGUCCUCAUCUGCGGAGAUCCUCCACUUCCCAGAGGACUCCCCAAACUCCAGACAAAAGUUAUUGCCACACCAGGAGGUGGGGGGAGAGAAGCUUCGUCCCCCAGACUGUAGACCAGCUGCCUCACCACCAACAGAGGCAUCAUCCUUAGCUGCCUCGCACUCACCACCAACAGAGACAUCAUCCUUAAAGGACCUGGCCAACUCUGCACUGUCCCGCUACGCCAGUCUUGGUGAGCGGCCCAGUGGCCCGGUCUGUCCUGAUGGACCCAGUGGCCCCCCCGUCUGUCCUGAUGGACUAUCAUGUGAGUAUAGUGGUACUGAGGCUUGGAAUAAAAACCAGUUUCAGACCCUGGGGCCCUCAUCGUCAGCAGUGGCUCAGGGCCUAGGGCCCUCAUCAUCAGCAGUGGCUCAGGGCCUAGGGCCCUCAUCGUCAGCAGUGGCUCAGGGCCUAGGGCCCUCAUCGUCAGCUGUGGCUCAGAGCCUAGGGCCCUCAUUAUCAACUGUGGUUCUGGGGCCCUCAUCAUCAGCUGUGUUUUGUCAGGAAAGCAGCUCAGAGAGUAGCAGUGAACAGACUUUGUGUUGUGACCUGACCCCUGACCCAACCUCUGACAUAAACUGUGGGCUUUCACUCAAUUCCUUACCUAACGGUCUAAAUUCUGAACACUUAACCAAUGGCCAUGGUGAGGACAAUUUUUUAACUAGUGCUAAGUUAAUAGUGGAUGAGGAUGUGACUCUGCCACUGAAAGCUGUGACAAACUAUCAAUCUUUAGACUCUGGUUACCAGCUCAGGCAGACCUCCCUGUUGUCUGAACGCCUGACUAUGAAUGGUCAAUGUCUAAUGAACGGCCACUGUCAGCAGUUGGCUAACACCUCGUGGUGCGUCAAUGGGGACAAACAGCAUUCCAAGAAAUCCCAGGGUAGGUUGGAGGACUUCAAUGAAGACAACCACUUGCACCAAGAAAAAGAUUUCAAUGAGUUUGGAGUUAUCUCUUUGACUAAUGGUAAAUUUGGUAAGCCACUGAUGCGAAGUAUUCACUCCAACUCCUCACCAUCAGACCUGUAUCUAGAGGAGAGUGAUAGGACUAAUGUCAAUUCUCUUUCCACGGAUACCCUCACGGAUGAGCUGGAGACGGGGGGAGGGGACUCGUCUCCCUCCUCCUCCUGCUACAGCAGGCCGCUGGAGGUGAGCACCAAACAAGAGAGGCUGACACCCCCCCUGGCAUCCUCCUCCCUGGUGACCUCAAGAGGCCCCGCGGAGCUGUCAGACAGUGGCACCAAGCUGGUCUCUCGCAGGGCCAGGGCAGCCUCUGGUGCCAGCAGGGACCUGAGUGUGUCACCCUGUGCCUGCAGGGGGAACUGGUCAGACACCAACAGGCUCAAGCACCCCAGUGGGGGGGACGUGUCCAGGCGAUGGUUGGGUGCCACGGUAGCCACAAGUACAACAGACAUCAGUGACUCGUGGGUGGCCAAGGUCAGCAGCCCAGCAUGUGACAGACAACAGAGCAUCAAACACCACAUUGACCUGGACGGGCUGACCAUGUUCUGUGAUGAGAGGCAGCAGCUGAUUGGGGAGCUACUGGCUGAGAGGGACAGGAAGAUCUCAGAGCUGCAGCUUCAGCUGGACAACGCCAAGAGGACCAUCAAGUCCAGUCAGCCACUGACCACUAGGUCACAGCUGGAUGACUUUAUGAGUGACUCCGAGGCAGGAGAGAUGAGUUCCCUGGGGUCCCACCCUGCGUCUGACGCCAGCUGGGAGAACGUGGAUGAGAAUGAGGCCAAGAUUGUCCUGUGGGUGCCCGACUCAGCUGUCACUCACUGCGCAGGCUGUGAUGGAAUUUUCUGGAUUGGUCGACGCAAACAUCAUUGCCGCAACUGUGGCAAAGUGUUCUGCGCAGACUGCUCCAACUUCCUGGCUCCUGUCCCACACCAACACCUGAACAAACCUGAGCGCGUCUGUCGCAAGUGUCACUCCCAUCUCCUCCAGCUGAGUCCAGGGGCGUCGUCAGAUGGUCGCAUUCCUACACUUGUUGCAGAAGGCUAGACUUGGGUUGAUGACUGCUAGGCAACAUUAGGCACCUAACAUUGUUAUUUUUAAAUUUCAACAUUGAACCUUUGUUACUUAGACAAUUAAUUAAUAAAUUUUGCUAGUAAA
Messenger RNA from Physella acuta, 4273 nucleotides. RefSeq names its product myotubularin-related protein 3. Lineage: Eukaryota; Metazoa; Mollusca; Gastropoda; Physidae. Gene Ontology annotation, biological process: phosphatidylinositol dephosphorylation; regulation of autophagy. Gene Ontology annotation, cellular component: membrane; cytoplasm. The record is from RefSeq and is a predicted model, not a curated record. Gene Ontology annotation, molecular function: phosphatidylinositol-3-phosphate phosphatase activity; metal ion binding; protein phosphatase binding.